CUCAGGUCGAGCGUCGCGACUCCGGCACUAACUCGGACUCGGACGGGUGUCGGGUUCAGUCGAUUUACGGGUUUAGUUACAUCUACUUCUACUAGCCAGUAGGCGUAGCGCGUCGCUAACGUUACACGUAUUCAUAACGCGCGUUAAAAAUACAUUAUAAACAUCGAUAUAAACAAAACUUUAUGAAAUAUGUAUACGAAAAUACGAUAAGCAUCUUUUCAUGUAUUCAUUAACGUUAUAAUUUAUUUUGUAAAUGCUACGUUUAGAAGAAAGAUGUGAUGUGCUAGUGAAAGUAUUGUAUUAUACGAGGAGAUGAGGGAUGACCUUUAUGGAAACCUAGGAGAGCUACAUGAAUCUAAGUACUAAGGUAAUGCGAGGAGAGAUAGCGAAGUUGUGUUUGGUGAUCGCUACCCUCGCGCUCGGGACCGUAUCGAGUGACGGAGCGUGCGAGCGGGGGCGCACUUGGUGGCACCGGCAGCGCGGCGCCUGCAUCCCCUGCACACGCUGCGACCCGCGCCGCCUCGCCGUUAAAUAUCCAUGCGAGCUACACCGGGACACCAUUUGCCAACCUCUUUACGAGGUCCGCAUCUGGCCCUUCAACACGGAGAAAGACAAUGACGCGAGUGAAACGUCCAGUGAUUAUGAAUAUUACGAGGACUCAGACUACAGCGGUGAAGUGAGUGAUGAUCUAGAGUGGGAUAUCCAGACAUCGACCCUAACUCUUGCCGUCAGUGGGUGUAUAGUGUUUUUUGUGGUAGUUGUAACUCUGUCACUAUACCACGCGAAGCAAUGGCGAGUGUUGAAACAGACCCUUAAGACAGACGUACAAAAUUUAUCAGCCAAGCUGAGACUGAUGGAGGCCGGUGCAGAUGGUCCAGCAGAUCCGAUGCCCAGUGAACAUCACAUUUAUUGCAAUAUACACGUCGGCAAAGAUGCUUUGCUUGGCCCUGUUUCGACCAAAAAAGGCUUGGGGAACGUAUACACGCAGGAGAAGCACUCUCCUUAACCGAUGACCACCGUAAAGCAAGCAAUACAAGUACAAAAUAUAUCGAAGAACCUCGCACAUCACUUAGAAGGGACAUAAUGAAAUACUUAUUUUUGUAACACGAAAUAUAUAAUUCAC
This is a messenger RNA of Vanessa atalanta (red admiral), 1123 nucleotides long. It is a transcript of the gene wgn, whose product is annotated as tumor necrosis factor receptor superfamily member wengen. The transcript has 4 exons. Bases 350 to 1006 code for a protein of 218 amino acids. Gene Ontology annotation, molecular function: protein binding. NCBI's taxonomy places the organism in Eukaryota, Metazoa, Arthropoda, Insecta, Lepidoptera, Nymphalidae. The record is from RefSeq and is a predicted model, not a curated record.